Messenger RNA from Saccoglossus kowalevskii, 403 nucleotides. RefSeq lists its product as uncharacterized. The record is from RefSeq and is a predicted model, not a curated record. NCBI's taxonomy places the organism in Eukaryota, Metazoa, Hemichordata, Enteropneusta, Harrimaniidae.
AUGGCAACUAAGUUUAUGUGUAUGGCUUUGGUACUGAUGCUGAUCUGUAUCAUAAUAAGUCCUACAGACGGGCAUAGUUCAAGGUCGUUAAGUCGAUCAGCCAGUGAAUCAUCAGAAACGGACAAAUCGAUCGGGCGUAGUUCAAGAUCGUUAAGUCGAUCAGCUAGUGAAUCAUCUGGAUCGGACGAAUCGAUUGGGCGUAGUUCAAGGUCGUUAAGUCGAUCAGCUAGUGAAUCAUCUGGAUCGGACGAAUCGAUCUGGCGUAGUUUAAGGUCGUUAAGUCGAUCAGCAAGUGAAUCAUCUGAAACGGACGAAUCGAUCGGACGCAGUUCAAGGCCGUUAAGUCGAUCAGCUAGUGAAUCAUCUGAAACGGACGAAUCGAUCAGGGAAUUGAGUGAUAAUA